This is a messenger RNA of Strongylocentrotus purpuratus (purple sea urchin), 2743 nucleotides long. RefSeq names its product flap endonuclease 1 (gene fen1). Gene Ontology annotation, molecular function: 5'-3' exonuclease activity; 5'-flap endonuclease activity; DNA binding. Gene Ontology annotation, cellular component: nucleus. The transcript is spliced from 11 exons. The coding region runs from base 250 to 1389 and encodes 379 amino acids. NCBI's taxonomy places the organism in Eukaryota, Metazoa, Echinodermata, Echinoidea, Camarodonta, Strongylocentrotidae. The record is from RefSeq and is a predicted model, not a curated record.
AGAUUAGGUCUACCAUGUCUACUCUCACAAUCUCAGAGAAACAGACGUAUACUUGUCACCUCUAACUGUCUGAGCUGUGCUGAGCUGAGCUACAACUAAUGCGUAGCUGCCUUAGGUUAAAUAAUCAGGGAUAAUAAAUAACUUAGAACAAGUCCAACUCCAAGUCGUUAAUUAAGAGCGGGGUUAAGAUUAAGAGUCGCGUUAUUAAGGGUUGCAAGUCAAGUUUCAUUUGCUCGAGUUGAAAUCAGGAUGGGAAUUCACAAUCUUUCGAGAUUGAUUGCUGACUGUGCUCCAGGAGCGGUGAGAGAAAAUGAAUUUAAAAGUUAUUUUGGGCGUAAAGUUGCCAUCGAUGCUUCUAUGUGUAUCUAUCAAUUCUUGAUUGCUGUUCGUCAGGAUGGUUCUGUACUGACAAAUGAAGAAGGUGAAACAACAAGCCACCUGAUGGGAAUAUUCUAUCGUACCAUCAGAAUGAUAGAGCAUGGACUCAAACCGUGCUAUGUGUUUGAUGGCAAGCCUCCUGAGAUGAAAUCUGGAGAACUGACCAAGAGGAAGGAGAUGAGAGCUGAGGCUGAGAAGGAGCUGGAGAAAGCUAAGGAGCAAGGAGACCAGGAAAACAUGAACAAGUUUGAGAAACGAUUGGUGAAGGUCACAAAGCAACACAACGAGGAAUGCCAGCAUCUUCUCAAGUUGAUGGGUGUCCCGUAUGUUAAGGCUCCGGGUGAAGCAGAAGCACAGUGCUGUGAACUGGUGAAGAAAGGCAAGCUUUAUGGAGUAGGAACGGAAGACAUGGAUGCCUUGACGUUCGGAGGCAACGUGCUACUCAGACAUCUCACAGUCAGUGAAGCAAGGAAAAUGCCAAUUCAAGAGUUUAACUAUCAGAGAGUUUUAGAGGGUCUUGGACUGAACAGACAACAGUUUAUUGAUCUGUGCAUUCUGAUGGGGUGUGAUUACUGUGGUACCAUCAAGGGUAUUGGUAUGAAGCGAGCCUUUGAACUGAUGAAGACCCAUGGCAGCAUCGAGACCAUUCUGGAGAAGAUAGACCAAAAUAAAUACCCUCCUCCUGAAGAUUGGCUGUACAAGGAAGCCAGAGAACUCUUUCUAUCUCCUGAUGUUACUCCUGGUGAAGAAUUUGAUUUCAAGUGGACAGCACCCGAUGAAGAAGCUCUCAUUGAAUUCAUGUGCACAGAAAAAGGAUUCAAUGAGGACAGGAUGAGAAAUGGAUGUAAGAAGCUAGUGAAAGCAAGAACAGGAGCAACCCAGGGAAGGCUAGACUCAUUCUUUACUCUCAAGCCUUCUGCAUCACCGGCUGGAAAGAGAAAGUCUGAACCACUGAAGGGAGCAGCACAGAAGAAGGCCAAGAAAGGCGGAGGAAAGUUUAAAGCAAAAUAGAAGAUCGAACGGUGAUGAUUAAUCUCUUUCAAGCCAUCCAAAAUAAUCUGUGUUGCAGAGACUUUGGUUUGUCUCAUUUGAAGAACCCACCAAAAUUUAUGCCUCGUGAAGAGGACUGUGUGACUCAACUAAAACCAUUUUUUUUACCGGAAAGAUCAAGUUAAGAGUAAAACAGAUUCUCUGGUGUUUCUCAUAUUUAUACGAUUGAUUAAAGCAUGUUGAUGUAGGGAAUACUAGGGAUACUCAAAGCGCUCUAGUCAGGAAAUAGACCCACUGUACUGGAUAAGUGCACAACUGGCCCAACAUCAUUCUGCUUCAGUUAAUUUGGUAUUCUUUUGAUUUUAAAUUGAAAGAACAGUCAUAUCCUCAAUAUCGAAGAUUUUACAAUUGUAAGUUUUGUAUAUCUACUUGAAUUGUCACUUUCCCAAGAUUUUUACUUGUAGUUAAAUUAAUCAUAUAGUGUGUAUAAAGCUUUACAUUGCAUUGUAUGUUGCUUUAUACAGAUCCAUAUAUAGUGUAAUCUACAAGGGUGCUACUGAAUUGUACUACAAGUACUAAAGUCAUUCCUACACAAUAAUUGAUAUAUGAAUACAAUUGAUUCCUCUUUAUUUCAUAACUUAUCACAAUGAAUGUCUUAAUAUUUUACAUUAUUGAAUAAACAGGGUAUAUACAAAAUAAAUAUACUUUGCUCAACAAGUAAUUCUAGUAUAAUUUACUCCAUAACGUUAGAUUUCUCAUAAAUAGAAAAGUUCGGAAGAAUGGAAUUCAUGAAUACUUUUGUUUGAUUCGAUGAAUACUGAAGACACGUAUGAAAUACAGUAGAUGGUUCCAAUUGCAUAGUCUUUGUAUUCUGCAUUUGCUACAAAAAAAAUACUUGUACUUCGUACAGCAGUGAAUUGGAAGAGAUUGAGCUCUGUACAGUAAACUCUUUGUUCAAAGUGAUGCACAUAUGCAUUCCGUGUACAAUACCAUUUCUGACUACUCCCUUGUAAUCAAUGUCAACGAAUGUGCUACAAUAUACUUUGGUAACAUACAUAUCCAGCCCCAUGGUGGUUAUUUUAUGGUCCACUUUUUGGCAGUUUUUACGGAAGCAAGCAAUUCAGCUAAGUAGUUGUAUAUACAUCAGCAUACACAGGAGUACAUCGGAAUCUAGUUAGAUGUGUACAGUACGAAAAAAAACUUUCCCCACUAGGCUCAGUAGAAUAGUCACCAAUUUUCACGUUUUCAAGUAUUUGUAAAGAAAUUGCUCUCAUAAAAGGAUGGGCAUGUACUAAAGGUAGUUCUUUUGAAAGUCAUAUGAAUUCUGAACAAUGUUUUGAAGCCUGUUUUGUAAAUAAAACAAUUUGGAAACAAA